CCAACUUUGCCAACGGGUGCACCUACCUUCCCGGGAUGCGUCCCUUCGCACCUCGUCCAAGCCCCUGUACAUCGCCCCUAAGCGAGAAGUUCUUGAUGAAGCAGGGUGUCGUUUCGAGAAGGUAGCCUGAGGGGCGAUGUCUUUGCCCAUCGAUGCGAUGAUUUCGAGGGACCACCUCUCUCACCUCUUCCCCCAGGUCGCACCCCUGUUACAUGACGAUGUUUGAGGUCACUAGAAAGUAUAAGAGAGCAGCUCAAAGACUGCUCGACCCCCAAUUAUCACCAUUCUCAUCGACCUUCACACACCCAUCUCUAUCUCCCACCAACCCACCCACACUCUCUCUUUCAAGAUGGUUUCUGCCAAGUUCAUCUUCUCGCUCGCCGCCUUCGCGGCCGCUGCCACCGCCGCUCCCGUCGACUCGCAGCCCGAGGCGCACCUGGAGAAGCGCUCCUACUCGGGCCGCGCCACCUACUACCAGGCCGGCAUGGGUAACUGCGGCUGGGAGAACACCGGCGCGGACAAGAUCGUCGCUCUCAACACGGCCCAGUACGGGUCUACUAGCGACCAAUCGGAGCACUGCGGCAAGAAGGUCCGCAUCCACCACAACGGUCAGACGCAGACGGCUACCGUCGCCGACUCGUGCCCCACCUGCAACUACGGAAGCCUCGACAUGAGCAAGUCUCUCUUCGGCGCUCUCACCAACGACAACUUCGACCUCGGCGAGUUCCAGAUGACCUGGGAGUUCGUGUAAACGUUCUCUGUUUGCUCUUUCUUCAUGGCUUUUCGAAAAGGCUUCUUUGUCUAGCACAAAGGGCCAAUUGGCCCCCCUUGCUACAUCGUCACGGGUUUCAACUACCGGGUCUAUAAUUCUACCACAUCGCUCCUCACUAUCCAUUCUUCUCUUAAUCGUACCGCGCGAUCGUCAACGCUACACAGAGUAGCCGGGGCAUCGCUGCGAAGGGCUUCCAUGUCAUUGAACACUCUGUAUUUACAUCCAAGACCAUUCCAAACCACAAAGC
This is a messenger RNA of Acaromyces ingoldii, 1019 nucleotides long. RefSeq lists its product as hypothetical. Bases 350 to 751 code for a protein of 133 amino acids. The transcript has a single exon. NCBI's taxonomy places the organism in Eukaryota, Fungi, Basidiomycota, Exobasidiomycetes, Exobasidiales, Cryptobasidiaceae. The record is from RefSeq and is a predicted model, not a curated record.